AUGGCAGCUAUCUUUGCCAUAUCUCUACCUUCGAUACCAGUGCCUCGCUAUGGAUCCGACCUGUUAAUGCUCGGCUUUAUUUUGCAUCACUAUCUUCUGUCUACGAUACUUUUACUGCCAAUCUAUGGUAUUACCGGGCUUCAAACGCUAUACGUUGCCAGUGUGCCCACCAACCCAGGCAUGCAAACAGAUGAGAUGAGUCGGACGAUUGACGUGCGCAUCCGGCAGACCAUUUUCGCCAAUUUUCUCCAACUUACCUGUGAGGUCGGGGGGGGUGAUGCCAGGCUGGCGUCUGUGAUGCUGGUCUGUCCGGUAUUGGAGUCCGGUAUCUGCAUGGAGAACUGUACUCGACCGUGUCCAGUAGUAGAUGGUAUGUUAUCCCCUGGAAAACCAUACAGUAAUUAG
Messenger RNA from Protopolystoma xenopodis, 405 nucleotides. The record is from the annotation of a GenBank genome assembly. Lineage: Eukaryota; Metazoa; Platyhelminthes; Monogenea; Polystomatidea; Polystomatidae.